AUGCACCGCAAAAAGGUCGCGGUGGCAGCAAGCCCAGAGGAGAAGAUCCGCAGCGGCGGCCGGGGAGGGAAAUGCACCGCAAAAAGGUCGCGGUGGCAGCAAGCCCAGAGGAGAAGAGCCACAGCGGCGGCCGGGGAGGGAAAUGCACCGCAAAAAGGUCGCGGUGGCAGCAAGCCCAGAGGAGAAGAGCCACAGAGAAGAUCCGCAGCGGCGGCCGGGGAGGGAAAUGCACCGCAAAAAGGUCGCGGUGGCAGCAAGCCCAGAGGAGAAGAGCCACAGCGG
Molecule: messenger RNA, 282 nt
Organism: Volvox carteri f. nagariensis
Lineage: Eukaryota; Viridiplantae; Chlorophyta; Chlorophyceae; Chlamydomonadales; Volvocaceae
Exons: 2
Source: RefSeq, a predicted model, not a curated record